UGUCUGUCUUGACCAGAGACCUACAUCCAGGGCUCUCUUAGAGUCAGAUCCAGAACAUGCAUUCACUGAUGAUCGCUCAGCAGAGUUUGGGGGUUCGUGCUUGGCUACUUCUGGCCUGGUUGUGUACUGUCAUCUAGAGUUACACCGUAGCUUUGAAGCCUGUGAGAUGCACUGAGGCCCAAGCAAGAGGCAGACAGAGAGUAGGCAGAAGUUCCAUUACCAUGAAAGUGGGUGUCCACUCUUGAACGAGACCCUCCUAGGGUCAUUUCUCAUUUCUCUGUUCAAUCCCCCCCUCUCUCUCCCUCCUGUCACACACACACACACACACACACACACACACACACACACACACACACAGAGGAUGGAUGCAAUCGAGGAGGUGAUCAAAUUCUAAUUUGUAAGAGGUGUCCAGCCGCUGUGAGCCACUGCGGCGCUGACUCCUGCCUCCCGACUUAGAACACUACCCAGGGAGGAAGGAAAACCUGCCUGCUGUGGAUGGCCUUGGGUGCUUCAGGUUCCAGGUGCACACCAGGCAAACCCCUAGCGCUACUCCUGAGUCAUUUCAUCCUGAGACAACCAGACCCCUCUGGCUUAAGACUUGCAGUGUCUACUGUCCACCUCAGGAGUCUCAAAGGCCAGCUGACAACCUCAGAAAUUAGACAACCCACUUCAUCAUAUUCUUGGAAGCCUCUCCUCCAUAUACACAGAACUUUCUGGAUGAGCAUAAAGAUGUGAAGGUUCUCACAAGGAGGAAAACCCACAGGACAAACAGGAGGUGAGGCCAUGGGACACCUACUAGGCAGAUAAUCCUCGCUGGAGCAACAGAGAAGUGUGUGAAUGUAGGCUGCGGCAGUCCUGAAGGUUGAUGGAGGGCCAUGCUAUUCAAACAGCAGGUGUGGCUGAGACAGAAGCUGCUGGUGCUUGGAAGCCUUGCCAUUGGGAGCCUCCUGUAUCUCGUUGCCAGAGUUGGGAGUUUGGAUAGGCUCCAGCCCCUUUGCCCUGUUGAAAGCCGAUUUGGUGGUGCCCACAAUCAGGCUGAGUUCCCACUCCGAGCCCUGCAGUUUAAGAGAGGCUUGCUGCAUGAGUUCCGGAAAGGCAACUCUUCCAAGGAGCAGGUUCGCCUCCAUGACCUGGUCCAGCAGCUUCCAAAAGCCAUUAUUAUCGGGGUGAGGAAAGGGGGCACCAGGGCCCUGCUAGAGAUGCUGAACCUCCAUCCUGCAGUGGUCAAAGCUUCCCAAGAGAUCCACUUCUUUGACAAUGAUGAGAAUUAUGCCAAGGGCAUUGACUGGUACAGGAAAAAGAUGCCUUUUUCCUACCCUCAGCAAAUCACAAUUGAAAAGAGCCCGGCAUAUUUUAUCACAGAAGAGGUUCCGAAAAGGAUUUACAAAAUGAACUCAUCCAUCAAGCUGUUGAUCAUUGUCAGGGAGCCAACCACAAGAGCGAUUUCUGAUUACACUCAGGUGCUAGAGGGGAAGGAGAGGAAGAACAAAACCUAUUAUAAGUUUGAAAAGCUGGCCAUAGACCCUAAUACCUGCGAGGUGAACACAAAAUACAAGGCGGUUAGGACCAGCAUAUACACAAAACAUCUGGAGCGCUGGCUGAAGUACUUUCCGAUUGAACAGUUCCACGUCGUGGACGGAGACCGUCUCAUCACCGAGCCUCUGCCGGAACUACAGCUCGUGGAGAAGUUCUUAAACCUUCCUCCAAGGAUAAGUCAGUACAAUUUAUAUUUUAAUGCUACAAGAGGGUUUUACUGUUUGCGAUUUAACAUUAUCUUUAAUAAGUGCCUGGCGGGAAGCAAGGGGCGCAUCCAUCCUGAGGUAGACCCCUCCGUCGUUACCAAAUUGCGUAAAUUCUUUCAUCCCUUUAAUCAAAAAUUUUACCAGAUCACUGGUCGGACAUUGAACUGGCCCUAAAAUAAUACAACCCUGUACAACACCAUGUGUUGUAUCUGGAGCCACGUGGUUUCUCCUCUAGAUUAAAAUAUGCACUUUCCCAGACACAGCUACCCAAGUCAUUUUUCCAUGAAUAACUUGUAAAUACGCAGUGUGUGACCAAAUAUAAGAUCAAUUCUUUUUCUACUGAAAAUUUACAAAACAAAAUAAAUAUUAAACUGCUGUCUGCCUAGUUGCAUCUUUUAAGCUAUUUACAGAAAAAGAGAAAAGAAAAAGAAAGACAAAAAAGCAAAAAGAAGAGGUGGUGGGACUGGGGGAAAGUGACUUUAGAAAUUCCCAAGAGUUAGUCUUCCUUUGAUUCAGAACUUGUCACCCGCCAUUUUCAUAGAUUUAAGCCAAAAGAUGAAUGUGUGAAAAUGUACCAAUGGCUAUGAAGCUUCAGGAAGUAGAGGAUUCAGUUUUAUGGUGUUUCUUUUUGUUUUGUUUUGUUUUUGUCCUAAGGUUCUUUAAUUCAGACGCUAGGUUGGUGCCAUGAAAACAGAAUAUGCUAUUUUCUUAUCAUUUAAAAGAAUGUCUUAUCUCAUCAAAUUGACCUUGUUCCAAAGUUCCUGUGGUAAUUUUGCACUAUUGUUUCCAUGGUGUCUUUUGUAGCAUGUCUAUCACGUGCCGGAGAAUCAAGUCCUUUUACUUCCAUGUUGUAUGUCAACAAAGAGAAAUGCCCUGUACAUUUUGUAAAUGAUGUAAAUACCAGUUUCACACUAAGUAAUUCUAUUUUGUAAACUGAAUAUGGCUAUUUAAUUUAUUGUGAAAAUUAAAUUUAUUGUGGUAUUUAAAAUGGAAUGGAUUAAAAUUACACUAUGUGCAA
Meriones unguiculatus (Mongolian gerbil) is the source of this 2760-nucleotide messenger RNA. It is a transcript of the gene Hs3st5, whose product is annotated as heparan sulfate-glucosamine 3-sulfotransferase 5. The coding region runs from base 876 to 1916 and encodes 346 amino acids. NCBI's taxonomy places the organism in Eukaryota, Metazoa, Chordata, Mammalia, Rodentia, Muridae. The transcript is spliced from 5 exons. Gene Ontology annotation, molecular function: [heparan sulfate]-glucosamine 3-sulfotransferase activity. The record is from RefSeq and is a predicted model, not a curated record.